CGUGGAGUCAGCUUGGUAACUGAGAGUUUAUCCCUAGCGUAUAGACUAUUGAUCCAUAGUGUGCAAUCUGUUAGUUAAAAUAUUGCAAGUUUUGUUGCUCGUAGUGUACACCAUGAAGGUACUAGUGGCAUUGCUGGGAUUGGCGGUUGUGACAUUGGCUGCACCAUCACCGCAGUUCUACUAUCCUGCCUUCGGACUACGGCCACAUGGCCUAAUUCCGGUGGGUGUGUUGCCGGGCGCAGCAUAUGUCCCUGUUGCAGUUCCCGUUCCAGUUCCAGUGGCACCCGUCGCUGUUGCUCCUGCUGUACCAAUCGCUCCGGCAAUUGGCAUUGGAGCUCCAGCAUUCGGGGGUAGCAACGCAGAAGCCCAAUCGGCAUCGUUCAACAUAGGGCUCGGAGGCAUAAGUGGAUCGUUCAGCAAAUCAGCAGCCAACUCGAACUCGUUUGGCGGCGGCGGUUUCGGCGGUGCAGGGUCAUCUGCUAGUGCAGCUGCCGAAUCUGGCUCGUAUGGUGGCGGCUUCGGUGGAUUCGGGGGUUCAUCGUCGAAUGCGUACGCGUCCUCGAACUCGUUCGGAGGUGGUGGUGGAUUCUACCCGUUCUUCGGCUAGGUAUUCACGUGGUCGUUAAGGGCGUUGGAUUGAAUCUCAGGUACCACAAAAGUCAAAAAGCAUCAAAGGCUAAUUUAUUGCAAUAAAAUAAUCGUGUAAGAGCAGCUCAUUUUGGUAUUUACGA
This is a messenger RNA of Topomyia yanbarensis, 731 nucleotides long. Its product is annotated as keratin, type I cytoskeletal 9-like. NCBI's taxonomy places the organism in Eukaryota, Metazoa, Arthropoda, Insecta, Diptera, Culicidae. The record is from RefSeq and is a predicted model, not a curated record. The transcript is spliced from 4 exons. Bases 113 to 607 code for a protein of 164 amino acids.